CAAACACACACCCACACACACACACACACACACACACACACACACACCCAGAGGCGUGUGUUUCUAUUCUCAGGAAAUGAAAGUGAAACAGAUGAUUUGUCUGCAGCUGAUUUUCCUGUUCUUCCACUGAGCGAAAACAGCCGUAACCUCUGAACAGAUAAUAUGGCCUCAGCCAACAUUUCCCCAUCCGAAGAGCAAUUUUUGUGCUCAAUCUGUCUGGAUGUUUUCAAUGAGCCCGUCUCCACUCCCUGCGGACACAACUACUGCAAGGGCUGCAUCACAAGCUACUGGUCUUCCAGAAACUGCAGUGAGUGUCCACUGUGCAAGGAGAAUUUCCACAAUGUCCCCGAGCUGCAAGUCAACACAGAGCUCAGAGACAUGGUGGAGCUUUUCAAGAUGAAGAAAGUUGCAGGUGAUGACAGUAGUUCCACUGCUGGGCCCGGGGAUGUGCCCUGUGAUGUCUGCCAUGGGAUAAAGCGUAAGGCUGUGAAAUCCUGCCUGACCUGUUUGGUGUCUUACUGCAGUGCUCACCUGGAGCCACAUCACACUCAGGCCUUCAAGUGGCACGAGCUGAUCAACCCUGUGAAGACCCUCGAGGACAGAGUGUGCAAGAAACACAACAAGGUGAUGGAGUUUUACUGCAAGAAAGACCAGAGCUGUGUUUGCCUCAUGUGCUUGAGGGACGACCAUGUGAUGCAUAGCGCCAUCUCUUUAGAGGAGGAGUUUAAGGAGAGGAAAACUAUGCUGAAGUUUGUGAAAAGGCAAGUUAAGCACACUGUGAGCGAGAAAUGCAACACGACCAAGAGGAUUCAAAACUCAAUGAAGCAAGGUCGGCAGGAAGUGGAGAAAGUGAAGGUGGAAACUGUCAAAGCCUUUGCUGUUCUGUCGGCCUCGAUUGAAACCAAAAAGGUGAAGCUGAUUGAGCUGUUGGAGGAGAAGCAGAAAGCAGCAGAGCAGCAUGCCGAAGCACUCAUCAGACAACUACAGCUGGAGAUUGCAGAGAACCAUCAGAUGAGUACCAAGCUGGAGGAGCUUUCAUCAAACGAGGACAACUUUAGACUCCUCCAGGACCUCCCAUCUUUCUCCCCACCUUCAAACACAACACACCGCAUUACAGAAAGAGUCCAACGCUUCCUGCAGGCAGAGACAUUGUGGAGUGUGAUAGCCAAGAUGGAGGACAUGCUGAAUGAACAGAUGGAGAACGUUAUCCAGGCAGUCAAUCUGGUGGAUAAAGACGAGACAGUUGAGGAAUCGAUGAAAACCCAAACAGUGAAUGCAUUUGACGAUGAGCUUGGGAAAAUCCAGGAGCAAUACGCAAUAGAAGUGUCUCUGGACCCUGACACAGCACACCCCUCCCUAAUUGUCUCUGGGGACAGGAAACAAGUGAGAGAUGGAAGCACCAAGAGGAGAGUCCCUGACAACCCCACAAGGUUUGACUCGUUCCAUUUUGUCCUUGGAAAUGAGGGGUUUUCCUCCGGCAAGUUUUACUAUGAAGUAACGCUCACAGGGCAAACAGGAUGGGAAGUCGGAGUGGCAAGAGAGUCAGUCAACAGGAAGGGUGCUGGUUUGUCCCUCAGCCCUGAAAACGGAUGCUGGACACUGGGGUCCUAUUGGGGAAACUGCCAGGCUAAUGCAAAUCCUCCUGUCAAGCUUUCCUUGUCUCAACAGCCCCAGAACCUUGGGGUGUUUGUGGAUUAUGAAGGAGGGUUGGUUUCUUUCUACGACGUGGAUACAAGGGCUGUGAUCUACUCCUUUACAGGAUGUGCCUUUACAGCAAGUGGGACAUUUCUGGGUAAUUUAUUAGCAUUCAGGGUUUACAACUCAGGAAAGACCAGGAUCUACCCGUUAUUCCGACCCAGUGCUGAGUGGAGUGACUCUGCUCCUCUACAGAUCACUCCUGUCAGAUGCACAAAAGGAAAGUAGUGAUCAGUUCAGUUUGUAAAACUAAAACCCUGCCUGACUAAUAAUGGCAGAGGUUGUUGGUGAAUGUGUGUCCAAAAUAUGUCAUCAUUACAACAGUGUAUAUCAGCUCCUCAGUAAGCUGGGGCAUAUUUUUGCCAACCAAAUCGCCGGAUUUGGUUGGUACAACACCAUGGUGGCAUUACAAUGCCAUACAAUGCCCUGUUAGUAUUGUACAUUUCUGUAAACCUCAGAUAUGUUACAUUUGUGUGUUAUUAUGUAGCAGAUAUGAUAUCGCUGUGUUAAAUAGGUUUAGGCACAAAAACCACUUGGGGUUAGGAAAAUAUCAUGCUUUGGCUUAAAAUACCAAAUUAAGGGGUACAAGUCUGCUGGAAAAGCAGUGAUGUCUCAGUUAGAAACAACCACUUUUCAUAGCACUAUCCCAGCAGGAAACACAGUGAUGUCUUAAUAAAACAACAACAAAGACUUUUCCAUGGCACUUUCCCCAGUGAAAAAACAGUGACGAGUUGCCUAAAACCACUCAUAUUUUGUGACUAAAAAGCUGCUGGAAAACCAGCAACAGGUCACAAAAAAACAGCAACAAUAACAAGAAAACAUGUUAAGUGGCCAAAAAGAUCCUGAAAAAACAGCAAUGGGUCACUACCAAAAAAAAAAAAGUUUGGUGGCUGAAAAGAUGCUGAAAAAACAGUGACGAGUUGCUACAAAAACAACAACAACAACAACAACAGCAACAACAAAAGUUUUGCGACUAAAAGACCACUGGCAAAACAACGACAAAUUGCAAAAAAACAACAACAAACAAAUAAAAACAUGUUUGCUGGGCUAAAAAGAUGCUGGAAAAACAGUGACGAGUUGCUACAAAAACAACAACAACAACAACAGAAGUUUUGCGACUAAAAGGCCACUGGCAAAACAACUACAAACUACAAAAAAACAAAUAAACAAAAACAUGUUUGCUGUGCUAAAAAGAUGCUGGAUAGACAGUGACAAGUUACUACGAAAAGAACAACAAAAGUUUUGCGACUAAAAGGCCACUGGCAAAACAACGAGAAAUCACAAAAAAAACAACUAACAAAAACAUGUUUGCUGGGCUAAAAAGAUGCUGGAAAAACAGUGACAAGUUGCAACAAAAAAAUAACAACAACAACAAAAGUUUUGCAACUAAAAGGCCACUGGCAAAACAAUGACAAAUUGCAAAAAAACAAACAAACAAAAACAUGUUUGCUGGGCUGAAAAGAUGCUGGAAAAACAGUGACAAGUUGCUACAAAAAAACAACAACAACAACAACAACAAAAGUUUUGCAACUAAAAGGCCACUGGCAAAACAACGACAAAUCGCAAAAAAAAAAGAAUAAAGAAAAAAACAUGUUUGCUGGUUCAAAAGAUGCUGGAUAAACAGCAAUGGGUCACUACCAAAAAAGCCUUGGGACAAGCUGCGAGGGGUUGCUACAAAAACAAUACAAAACAAAUAUUUGUGACUAAAAGGCCGCUGGAAAAACAGUGAAGGGUCACAAAAAAACGUUUAAUGGCAACAAAAGAUGCUGGAAAAACAGUGAUGGAUCGGAAAAGAAAAAAAAGUUUGGUGGCAUAAUAGCAGCUGGAAAAACAGUGACAGGUUGCUACAAAAAAAGAAAAAAAGUUGCACAGCUAAAAGGCUGCUCUAAAAUUAGCCAUAGGUUGCCAAAACAACAUAUUUGGUGGCAACAAAGCUGCUAGAAAAACCGCUAGGAGAAACUGAAACACAGCCACUUUUGUUGUUGUUGGUCUUGAACGGUGGUCUACAGCUCAGCAGGCAUCUCGCCUAAGUGUCACACAAUCCACUAUCUCCACCUCCUGAUCUCCUGAUGACAGUCAGCUCAUGUACUACGUCACUUUAGAGAUGUUGAUAUGAUAGCCUACAUGUAAAACAUACAAAUCUAACAUUUCUAUGGUUUGCAGAAACGUACAAUGUCAACAUUUUCUUUUGCAGACUUGGCUGAUUUUUACAGGGGUUUCUUGUCUUUUACAUGGUUUGCAAGGUUUUUAGGCAACAGUUGCUGUCACAUUAUGGAUUUAACUAACCAACAAACAGACAAAAAACUUCUAGAGUUGGUGCCUGAACACCUUUAGGGAACAACUGUAAUGAAAACGAUAACCUUAGGAUGACGUCUGCUGGGCAGUGCAGCCUCAGGUGUCAAGUAGUCAAACAGCUGGUGAGAUUCACAGCUGGCCUUUUAAUUUCUUCAAAUAGCUGAGCAUUAUAACUGCUAAUAUUAUGUGGGAUAAAUAUAUUAAAGAGUAUUAUAGUCAUAGAGUAUCAGACAAGAUGAGAAAUGAAGAGCUCCUGGUCAUGUUUACCUGACUGUACAGAAAAUACAAAUUUCAUUGAGACUGACUGUAGCACUAACCCAGUCAGCUUUGGAAGUGGUCACCAAGCGGUUAGUGUGUAUAUAUCCAUGUGUGUACAGUACUCUCUGGUGGCCAAGGUGUGUAAUGUCAUCCUUGACAUCUUUUGAAAUGGGUGUGAUUAUACCCUGUGACCACUGGGGGGCGGUGUAGACAGAUGAUUUUAAAUGGCAGUCAGCUGUAAAAUGCGUAAAGGCUGACACAAGAAUAUUUGUACAGUUUGUUCAUAUAUAUAUUUAAAUUAGAAAAGAGUAGAUGCAAACAAAUAUUGCAAGAUAAAGAGACAGUGGUGUGAUUAAUAACAGCAGUCAGUAGGUCUAACUUCACAGUGCACACCAGACUGAUGAUGUGAUUAAGUAAUGGUGUUUCAAAUAUGUCUGAAUUAGGAUAGCGAUAUAAAUAUCCCUUGAACGGUCCCUGCUCCUGGGUGGCACAGUCCGUUGACAGGCACUUCAUAUCAUGACAAAUAUUGAAGAUGGGGAUGGGUCAGCGACUCAUGGAGCUUCAUGCCAUCAUUCAAAAAUAUACUGAUCAUUUGUAUAAAUCCAGAAUGACGCUGUCAAAGACAUUAACCAUUAUGUACAUGCUGUUGCUGUUUCUUCAUGUUUAUUAUACUUUAGGGGGGAUUUUGUUUUAGAAAAUUGGUUUGAAGGAUAAUUUUAACAUGUUCUGUUUGUAAAUUAAUGAAUUGCAUUUUUAAAACUGUGAUUAUCAGGCCUUGAAUGUCUGUAUACUGGAGGAUACAUUGCCCCGGUCACAGAUAUGCUCGUGUUUUAAGGCCUAUUCUCUACAGAUAAUCAAUAAUAUAAAGGUGUGAAACUUAUUGUAUUGCUCCCUGACAGUUCAGAUUGAGAGGAGGGAACUAGUGAGGAAGAUGAGGAUUGCAAUGAAUGGUAGCUCCUGUGAGGAGAGAGCAAAGCAGAGUGAAUGAGGGAAGAUAGAAGAACUGAAAAUGUUUCUGUAAAAGAUGUGGUGGUUUCAUUGUACAUAUUUCAUUGUAUGUGUGUGUCUGCAAUAAUACCUGAUCAACCCUUGUAUUUCUAUCUCUCUUUCUCUCUCUAUCACUCCCACACACACAACAUGAAAGAAAGUAGAUAAUUAAUUGGUUAUAAAAUGUUUUCAAAGUAUGCACAUGACAUAUUUAAAGAGGUGGGAAAAUGUUUACUCUAAAUGGCUGAUAUGUCUCAGGAGAUACAAUUUCAUAAUUUGGAAAAUAAA
Molecule: messenger RNA, 5523 nt
Organism: Epinephelus moara (kelp grouper)
Lineage: Eukaryota; Metazoa; Chordata; Actinopteri; Perciformes; Serranidae
Product: E3 ubiquitin-protein ligase TRIM41-like
Exons: 2
Coding region: 163-1923 (586 amino acids)
Molecular function (GO): protein binding; zinc ion binding
Source: RefSeq, a predicted model, not a curated record